Molecule: messenger RNA, 3069 nt
Organism: Nomascus leucogenys (northern white-cheeked gibbon)
Lineage: Eukaryota; Metazoa; Chordata; Mammalia; Primates; Hylobatidae
Source: RefSeq, a predicted model, not a curated record
UGAAGUGAUAGCAGUUCCUCCUAACUCCUGCCAGAAACAGCUCUCUUCAACAUGAGAGCUGCACCCCUCCUCGUGGCCAGGGCAGCAAGCCUUAGCCUUGGCUUCUUGUUUAUGCUUUUUUUCUGGCUAGACCGAAGUGUACUAGCCAAGGAGUUGAAGUUUGUGACUUUGGUGUUUCGGCAUGGAGACCGAAGUCCCAUUGACACCUUUCCCACUGACCCCAUAAAGGAAUCCUCAUGGCCACAAGGAUUUGGCCAACUCACCCAGCUGGGCAUGGAGCAGCAUUAUGAACUUGGAGAGUAUAUAAGAAAGAGAUAUAGAAAAUUCUUGAAUGAGUCCUAUAAACAUGAACAGGUUUAUAUUCGAAGCACAGACAUUGACCGGACUUUGAUGAGUGCUAUGACAAACCUGGCAGCCCUGUUUCCCCCAGAGGGUGUCAGCAUCUGGAAUCCUACCCUACUCUGGCAGCCCAUCCCGGUGCACACAGUUCCUCUUUCUGAAGAUCAGGAUUUUAUAGCUACCUUGGGAAAACUUUCAGGACUCCAUGGCCAGGACCUUUUUGGAAUUUGGAGUAAAGUCUAUGACCCUUUAUAUUGUGAGAGUGUUCACAAUUUCACUUUACCCUCCUGGGCCACUGAGGACACCAUGACUAAGUUGAGAGAAUUGUCAGAAUUGUCCCUCCUGUCCCUCUAUGGAAUUCACAAGCAGAAAGAGAAAUCUAGGCUCCAAGGGGGUGUCCUGGUCAAUGAAAUCCUCAAUCACAUGAAGACAGCAACUCAGAUGCCAAGCUACAAAAAACUUAUCAUGUAUUCUGCGCAUGACACUACUGUGAGUGGCCUACAGAUGGCGCUAGAUGUUUACAACGGACUCCUUCCUCCCUACGCUUCUUGCCACCUGGUGGAAUUGUACUUUGAGAAGGGGGAGUACUUUGUGGAGAUGUACUAUCGGAAUGAGACGCAGCACGAGCCGUAUCCCCUCGUGCUACCUGGCUGCAGCCCCAGCUGUCCUCUGGAGAGGUUUGCUGAGCUGGUUGGUCCUGUGAUCCCUCAAGACUGGUCCACGGAGUGUAUGACCACAAACAGCCAUCAAGGUACUGAGGACAGUACAGAUUAGUGUGCACAGAGAUCUCUGCAGAAAGAGUAGCUGCCCUUUCUCAGGGCAGAUGAUGCUUUGAGAACAUACUUUGGCCAUUAUCCCCCAGCUUUGAGGAAAAUGGGCUUUGGAUGAUUAUUGUAUGUUUUAGGGACCCCCGACCUCAGGCAAUUCCUACCUCUUCACCUGACCCUGCCCCCACUUGCCAUAAAACUUAGCUAAGUUUUCUUUUGUUUUUCAGUGUUAAUGUAAAGGGGCAGCAGUGCCAAAAUAUAAUCAGAGAUAAAACUUAGGUCAAAGUUCAUAGAGUUGCCAUGAACUAUAUGACUGGCCACACAGGACCUUUUGUAUUUAAGGAUUCUGAGAUUUUGCUUGAGCAGGAUUAGAUAAGGCUGUUCUUUAAAUGUCUGAAAUGGAACAGAUUUCAAAAAAAAAACCCCACAGUCUAGGGUGGGAACAAGGAAGGAAAGAGGUGAAUAGGCUGAUGGGCAAAAAACCAAUUUAUCUAUCAGUUCCAGCCUUCUCUCAAGGAGAGGUAAAGAAAGGAGAUACAGUGGAGACAUCUGGAAAGUUUUCUCCACUGGAAAACUGCUACUAUCUGUUUUUAUAUUUCUGUUAAAAUAUAUGAAGCUACAGAACUAAAAAUUAAAAACCUCUUUGUGUCCCUUGGUCCUGGGACAUUUAUGUUCCUUUUAAAGAAACAAAAAUCAAACUUUACAGAAAGAUUUGAUGUAUGUAAUACAUAUAGCAGCUCUUGAAGUAUAUACAUCAUAGCAAAUAAGUCAUCUGAUGAGAACAAGCUAUUUGGGCACAACACAUCAGGAAAUAGAGCACCACUUGAUGGAGUUUCUCUAGAAGCUCCAGUGAUAAGAGAUGUUGAGUCUAAAGUUGAUUUAAGGCCAGGCAUGGUGGUUUACACCUAUAAUCCCAGCAUUUUGGGAGUCCGAGGUGGGCGGAUCACUUGAGCUCAGGAGGUCAAGAUCAGCCUGGGCAACGUGGUGAAACCUUGUCUCUACAUAAAAUACAAAAAAUUAGAUGGGCAUGCUGGUGUGUGCCUAUAGUCCCACUACUUGUGGGGCUAAGGCAGGAGGAUCACUUGAGCCCCAGAGGUCAAGGCUACAGUGAGCCAAGAGUGCACUACUGUACUCCAGCCUGGGCAAGAGAGCGAGACCCUGUCUCAAUAAAUAAAUAAAUAAAUAAAAAUAAAUAAAAAUAAAGUUGAUUUAAGAAAGGAAGUAUAGGCCAGGCACAGUGGCUCACACCUGUAAUCCCUGCAUUUUGGAAGGCUGAGGCAGGAGGAUCACAUUAGGCCUGGUGUGUUCAAGACCAGCCUGGUCAACAUAGUGAGACACUGUCUCUACCAAAAAAAGGAAGGAAGGAAGUGACACAUAUCAAACUGAAACAAAAUUAGAAAUGUAAUUAUAUUCUAAGUGCCUGCAAGUUCAAAACUUAUUGGAAUGUCGAGAGUCUGGUUACGAAAUGCGUUAGGAGGACAAAAGGAAUGUGUAAGUCUUUAAUGCCAGUAUCUUCAGAAAACCUAAGCAAACUUAAGGUCCCGCUGAAACUGCCCACUUUGCAAGAAGAAAUCAUGUUAUAGCUUUGCCAUGUGGCAGAUCAACAUGUCUAGAGAACACUGUGCUCUAUUACCAUUAUGGAUAAAGAUGAGAUGGUAUCUAGAGAUGGUUUCUACUGGAUGCCAGAAUCCAGAGCAAAGCCAUCCCCGCUCCUGGUUGGUCACAGAAUGACUGACAAAGACAUCAAUUGAUAUGCUUCUUUGUCUUAUUUCUUUCCCAAGUAAAUGUUUGUCCUUGGGUCCAUUUCCUAUGCUUGUAACUGUCUUCUAGCAGUGAGCCAAAUGUAUAACAGUGAAUAAAGUCAUUAUUAGGAAGUUCAAAAGCAUUGCUUUUAUAAUGAACUUUGAAAAAUGUAUGUGUGUGUGUUUAAUUAGAAUAAAAUUCCUCUAGGCAGAUUUCAGGA